AUGACAUUAACGUGUUUAAAACAUGUAAGAAAAUGUUUAUUUCCAGUUUCAUUUCUUAUUUAUAUCAGCGUUAAGAUUGUCGACGCAGAGAGCGCAGCUUCUAGUUGUAUUUUGUCUGUUGUCGCUUGGUUCAGUUCAACUGUAAUACAAAAUGUUGCCAACUUUUCAUUGGUCAGAUUAUUUGGUUUUCGGUAUUUCACUUAUUUGUUACUCCCUGAUUGGAAUUUAUCAUCGAUAUCAUGA
This is a messenger RNA of Schistosoma intercalatum, 243 nucleotides long. NCBI's taxonomy places the organism in Eukaryota, Metazoa, Platyhelminthes, Trematoda, Strigeidida, Schistosomatidae. The record is from the annotation of a GenBank genome assembly.